Messenger RNA from Nothoprocta perdicaria, 3498 nucleotides. RefSeq names its product SWI/SNF-related, matrix-associated actin-dependent regulator of chromatin, subfamily a, containing DEAD/H box 1 (gene SMARCAD1). The coding region runs from base 163 to 3279 and encodes 1038 amino acids. Lineage: Eukaryota; Metazoa; Chordata; Aves; Tinamiformes; Tinamidae. The transcript is spliced from 26 exons. Gene Ontology annotation, cellular component: nucleus. The record is from RefSeq and is a predicted model, not a curated record. Gene Ontology annotation, molecular function: ubiquitin binding; DNA binding; ATP-dependent chromatin remodeler activity.
GCACCCCUUGGUAAGGAAGAAAGGAGACAGACCUGAGGCCUCACUCUGCAGCUCUCGUGCAUCAAAACAGUUUGGACAUUCGCAUACUGAGAGAACUCCUGCAUCCCAGAAACACCAGAAGAUAAAAGGACRACAAAAUUAUCUUAUUUCAAGAAUCAAAGAAUGCUGCAUUUCUUAGACGUGUCUGCAGACAGUGAGGAUGAGGAGCCCAACAACUUCAAUGCUGCCAAAGAAAACCAUGCUCCRCGGAAUCACGUAAUUGUAAUCCCCCAGAAGUCUGAWGAUGACCGGCUUGAAGAUGAAAUACCCAAACUGUCCUACAGAAAUGGUGGGGAUCGAGGGCUGGCCUUGCAGGAGGACCGAGAGGAAGACAUCAGAGACGCAAAGCUGGAAAUGCUGAAGGAACUUUUUCCCCAAAGAAGCGACCGGGAAUUAUUAGAAUUGAUAGAGUCAGCCUACUCCAUGGAUGACCGAAGAUCUGCUGUUUYGAAGUCCAGCGGUGACGUCUCUCGUAAGAGGAAAUCAAAAUGUUUUCACACAAAUGGUGACGGCAAGGAUAAACAAGCUGCAAAAAAGCAAAAAGCUGCUGCUAAUGUUUCCACAUCCGCAGAGCUUGUAAAGAAGCUGAAGGAAAUUUUCCCUGAAUUGACCAAAGAGGAGCUGCGAAUUGUUCUGGAGGAGCACCACUGUGUGUUUCGUGAAGUUCUGGAGUCUCUCACAGAAGAACAAGUCUUCUCAGAAGAACAAGCGACUACCUCUCGCAAAAGGAAGCUGGAACUUUCUCCCACCUCUUCUGAUGACGAGGAUGAGCAGGUCCCAAAAAAGCGUAAAGCUACUUCAUGGGAUGCACCCAAAGCCCCCAGGGCAUGGCAGAAGAAAGAAAUUCUCGUGAAGAAGCUGAAGAAAGCUUUCCCUGAAUUGGCAAGGAAGGAGCUGAGAAGUGUGCUGCAGGAGCACAACUGGGACUUCCGUGAAGCUCUCGAGUCCCUCAGAGUAUUCUCAGAAGACCAAGACAGUACGGGACAUGCUUCCAGGAGUGAAGUUACCAAUAGGGAAGAAGUCUCUGGAGAGGCAAGAACUGAUGAUACUGAAGGGACACCGAAACAGGAGCCACCAGAGGAAGACCAACUGUUGCCUGUGGAGGAGCCACUGUCACCAGUUGAGAAGCGGGUGACAGGAGGGCCAGAGCAGUGGUCACCCAAAGAGACCAAUGGCCUUAGGAGAAAAGCUAAGGGGAAGAAAAGCACAUGCACUGGGAACCACYCAGUAGAGGACAACUCGGAUUCAGAGACAGACAACUCGCUGGACGAAGACUAUGAUAGCGAGAAUGAAACAAUGGAAGAAUUCUACCGAGUGCAGGUGCUGAGCUUCCUAGCAGAUGCGUCACCAGCUGAACUGAUGCUCAUUCCCCGCUGCUCUGAAAAGAAAGUGGAGAAGCUCUUGACACUAAGGCCCUUUACCACCUGGGACACCCUGCUAGCCAAAAUAAAUGAGACUUCUGGACUGUCAGAAGAAAUAAUAUGGAACUGUGAGACACUGCUMAGAGAGAGGGCUGUGGUCCUAAAAAUAAUGAAUAAGUGUGAAGACCUCUCCAAUAAACUCACCACGCAAGUAACUAACAUCACUGAGGACCGAGCGUGCGGAUGGAACAUCGAGCAGCCUUCCAUUUUGAACCAGAGUUUGAAGCUCAAAUCAUAUCAGAAGAUUGGAUUGAACUGGUUAGCCCUUCUGCAUCAACAUGGAUUGAAUGGCAUUUUGGCUGAUGAAAUGGGUUUAGGAAAAACCAUUCAAGCUAUUGCCUUUCUGGCUUAUCUCUACCAAGAGGGCAAUGAAGGUCCCCACGUGAUAGUUGUGCCAGCUUCAACACUAGAUAACUGGACCAGAGAAGUUCAUCUGUGGUGUCCUGAGCUGAGGGUCCUUUUGUAUUACGGAUCCCAAGAAGAGAGGAAGCGUCUCAGGUUGAGGAUUUAUAAUAAAAGUGAACAUUUCAAUGUGAUUAUAACAACGUAUAACUGUGCAAUCAGCAGUUCAGAUGAUCGACGACUGUUUCGCCGUCUGAAGCUGAACUAUGCCAUCUUUGACGAAGGCCACAUGCUGAAGAACAUGAAUGCCCUGCGCUACCAGCACCUGAUGACCAUUAAUGCCAAGAAUCGCUUGCUGCUAACAGGAACUCCUGUUCAAAAUAAUCUGUUGGAACUGAUGUCUCUUUUAAAUUUUGUCAUGCCACAUAUGUUCAGUAAUAGCAAGAACGAAAUCCAAAGGAUUUUCUCUUCAAAAGCAAAGACUGUUGAAGAACAAAGCCGGUAUGAACUGGAGAGGAUUGCCCAUGCCAAACAGAUAAUCAAGCCAUUCAUCUUGAGAAGAGUAAAAGAUGAGGUCCUUAAACAGYUGCCUCCGAAGAGAGAUGUCAUUGAACUAUGCGACAUGUCCGAGAAACAAGAACAGAUGUACUCUGACCUUGUCAACAAGCUGAAGAAAACUAUUAAUAGUAAUGAGAAGAAUUCUGACAUGGGAAAUGUGAUGAUGCAGCUCAGAAAGAUGGCUAAUCACCCUCUCCUGCACCGCCACUAUUACACGGAUGACAAGCUCAGGAGCAUGUCCACGCUCAUGCUCAAGGAAUCCACACAUCGUGAUGCCAACCCUGAGCUUAUCUUCGAGGACAUGACAGUAAUGACGGAUUUUGAGCUGCAUUUGCUUUGCAAGCAGUAUGCUCAUGUCAACAACUUUCAGUUAGAAAUKGAUCAAAUUUUGGAUUCUGGGAAAUUCAGAACUUUGGAGCGCAUUCUCUCAGAUCUUAAAAAGAAGGGUGACCGAGUUGUUUUGUUUAGCCAAUUUACGAUGAUGUUAGAUAUCCUAGAAGUUCUCUUAGGGCAUCUGCAGCUUAAAUACAUCAGGCUGGAUGGAAAAACGCAGAUAUCCGAGAGGAUACAUCUAAUAGACAAAUUCAAUACAGAUAUGGAAAUACUGGUAUUCCUAAUGUCAACCAAAGCCGGCGGCCUGGGGAUUAACUUGACCUCGGCCAAUGUCGUCAUUCUUCACGACAUCGAUUGUAAUCCGUACAACGACAAGCAGGCGGAAGAUCGCUGCCACAGAGUCGGACAGACAAGAGAAGUACAAGUCAUAAAACUUAUCAGUAAAGGCACUAUUGAGGAGUCAAUGCUCAAAGUCAGCCAGCAGAAAUUGAAGUUAGAAAAAGAUAUGACUGCAGCUGAUUCAGGAGAAGAAGGAGUCAUUCCUGCAGAUAUAGCCAGCUUACUAAAAACUUCACUAGGUCUAUAAAAUGUCAACAUAUAUGGACCCUAAGGAAAACGGCAAUGUCCUCCCCAAGAAUUCUUGCAUUACUGACCAUGAGGUUUAUGACAUUUCUACGUUUUUGUAUUUCUUUAUUGUAUUUUUCAUGGUAUUAAAAAAUUUUUAGCACUGAUGGCAUUCUUUUGAUGCUUAAAAAGAAAAAGAUAAAUGGCACAAACAUACUGAAUCAGAUGCCAAAUAAAUACU